Molecule: messenger RNA, 1694 nt
Organism: Maniola jurtina (meadow brown)
Lineage: Eukaryota; Metazoa; Arthropoda; Insecta; Lepidoptera; Nymphalidae
Exons: 10
Coding region: 49-1683 (544 amino acids)
Cellular component (GO): cytoplasm
Molecular function (GO): oxidoreductase activity, acting on the CH-OH group of donors, NAD or NADP as acceptor
Source: RefSeq, a predicted model, not a curated record
AUAUUAUGAUAUUUAAAUCAGUUUACGUGAGGAAGUCAAACUAAGAAUAUGUUUGAUUUAGUUGAUAAAGUGGCACUGGUAACAGGCGCAGCAAAUGGUAUCGGGGCUGCGAUUGUAAGAAAAUUCCUGAAGGAGGGUGCUAAGUUUGUCUCUAUACUGGAUAUUGAAGAGAAAUCUGGCAAUAAUCUGGAAAAGGAAUUAGCGAUACAACAUGGCAAAGAUAAAGUAAAGUUUUUUAAAUGUGACGUCACAAAAGAUGAUGAUCUGUUUGCAGCAUUCAAGAAGACAACAGAUAAAUACGGCAGUUUAGAUGUGGUUGUUAAUAAUGCAGGCAUAGCUAAUGAUGACAUGUAUAUGUAUAAGAAGGAGAUUGAAAUAAAUUUCACAGCUCUUGUUACAAGUACUCUAAAGGCUUUAGAAUUGAUGCGUGAAGAUAAAGGGGGCAAGGGAGGCACCAUUAUAAAUGUUUCAUCGGUUAGCGCUCUUGCUCUGCUGUCACCAACGGCCUUCAUCUAUGGUGCGACUAAAGCUGCAGUCCUACAUUUUACUUCGAGUAUUGGGAAAGAAGCCUACUACUCAAAGACAAAAGUAAGAACGAUAACCACCUGUUUGGGAGCGACGGAUACCAAUUUGAUUUCAGAAGUACGAAGCUUUGAUGAGGAACUGACACGGAAAAUGAAGACGAUAGUCAAAUAUGAACCGUUGCAAACAGCCGAAGAAGCAGCAAAAGGAGUUGUAGAGGCAUACAAACGUGGCGGUAGUGGCAGCACAUGGCUCAUUUGGUGUAAAGUGCAAGACAUUACAGACAGAGUAAAUAAAGGAUACGAAAUUAUGGCUGGAGACAUAUUCGACCGCCCUAGAAUAAAUUUAGUGAUGUAUAGUUUAAAAAAUCUAGUAGCGAUUGUUACUGGUGGUGCAAAUGGUAUCGGUGCAAGUGUUGUGAGGGAAUUUGUUAAGGAAGGUGUAAAGUUUGUAGCAAUUAUCGACGUAAAAGAUGAUGCCGGAGCAGCACUUGAAAAUGAAUUACGAACAAAACAUGGCGAAGGAAUUGUGAGUUUCUUUAAAUGUGACGUCACGAAAGCGGAACAGUUAUACGAUGUUUACAACAAAGUUAUAGAAGAUCACGGAUGUAUAGAUAUAGUCGUAAACAAUGCUGGCAUAGCAGAUGAAUCGAGUGAUAAAUACCGAUUGCAAAUAGAAGUAAAUUUUACGGCGAUAGUGGCGUCAUCAUUUAAAGCAUUAGAGUUGAUGAGAGUAGAUCGUGGAGGCAAAGGCGGAACCAUUAUCAAUGUAUCAUCCAUAGUUGCUCUUUCUCACGAAAUUGGUUUACUUCCUGUAUAUGCUGGCACUAAGAGUGCUAUUCUUCAGUUCAGUUGUCGUCUUGGGAUGGAAGAACUAUAUUCGCGAACAAACGUUCGUGUUCUGACUAUGUGUUUUGGAGAAACAGACACCAACAUUUUGAGAACGUGUAAAAGUUUUGAGGAUAGAACUACAGAGAUUAUAAAGGAAUAUUUUUCAACAAGUAUAGCACAAUCGUCCGAAGCAGCAGCUCAAGGGGUGGUGCAUAGUUACAAAACUGGAAAAAGUGGCAGCGCGUGGUUAAUUGACAAGAACAGUGCUCUGGACAUAACCGACAAAAUUAAAAAGGCUAAUGAAAUAAUGUCUGCCGACAUCACUGUUUAGUCAAACCUAAG